This is a messenger RNA of Vespa velutina, 1142 nucleotides long. RefSeq names its product probable 39S ribosomal protein L24, mitochondrial (gene mRpL24). The record is from RefSeq and is a predicted model, not a curated record. Gene Ontology annotation, molecular function: RNA binding; structural constituent of ribosome. Gene Ontology annotation, biological process: translation. Gene Ontology annotation, cellular component: mitochondrion; ribosome. Lineage: Eukaryota; Metazoa; Arthropoda; Insecta; Hymenoptera; Vespidae. The transcript is spliced from 6 exons. Bases 143 to 901 code for a protein of 252 amino acids.
UUUAUCGUGCGAUUAUUAAAAGCCUCAAAUUUAUUAUCAUUUAUAUAUUAUCUCUCUCUCUCUUUCUCUCCUUUUUUUCUCUAUCAUUUUUUUUUCUUUUUUUUUGUUUUAACGCAAGAAUUAAUAACAUUAAAAACAAAUUAUGAGAUUAACCAAUUAUUUAUUUAAAAGAGUAGCAGAAUGGACGAAGAAAUAUUCGAAUUUACCUGAUUCCUAUAUAGAUCGUACUAUGCGACAGGUUUAUUGGCGUACACCUCGAGGUAAACCACAAUAUCUUCCACGUACUCAUGAACGUAAACGUUAUUGGUUUUCCAUUUAUAAACCAUGGACGAAUAAUUUUAAAAUGGAAAAUAUUAAACCUUUGUUACCCGAUUAUAUACAUAUAGAGCCUAUAAAAGAUUGGAGUUUUUUUCGUGGCGACAGAGUUGAAAUAUUAAUAGGAAAAGAUAAAGGUAAACAAGGUAUAGUAAAAGAAAUAAUACAGGAAAGAAAUUGGGUUAUUGUGGAAGGUCUUAAUACAAAAUUGGAAUGUAUUGGAAAAACUAAAACAUUUCCUGGAAUAUAUAUAUCAGUAGAACAACCAUUAUUAGUUACCAGAGAUAUUCUUUUAGUAGAUCCACAUGACUUAAAUGGUACUCAAAUAGAAUGGAGAUAUACAGAUGAGGGUAAUAAAGUACGUGUAUCUGUUAGAACUGGUAGAAUAAUUCCAAUGCCUGAAUCUGCAUUGGAAACGAUAGAUUAUAAACAUCCAAAACUUUAUAAAGAACAAAGUAAAGAUACUACCAAAGAGGAAGUGACAAAAGUAACGUUUAAACCGGCUUUAAAAACUUUCGAAAUGGAUAUUAUGGAUAGUAUGGAUAUCAAGGAAGAUCGUACAUCUAAAAAAUCGUAUUGGUAUUAGAUUAUAUUAUUGUAUAAUAUAUUCUGGUAAAAAGAGAGCCUCUAAAGAGGGUACAAGGGGGAUGUGGGAAACUAUUAUGAAAAAUAUUCAGUAUUAUUUACGCGUUACGCAGUUAAACAAUUUAACUACGACGGUAAAUAUGACUUAAUUAGCGAGGAUUUAGGAUUGAACUAUACGAGCUAUUUAAAUGAUCGAUAGUAUUAUUGCACUGAGUCAGCACUAAUUUUUUUAAGGUUAUGUU